CCGGAGGUGCUGACAUGCUUCACUCCUCUCAUACCUCUUAUAUCUUUGGGAAGCUUGACAUGCCAUAAUCUUUUUACAAAUCAAUCAAAAAAGAGAGGUCUUCAGUAAAGGCACUAAGAAGAAAACUGUGUUCUGUCAUUCCUGGAACCAUCUUCUCAUAUUGUAUGUUUAGCUCGCUGCAUUGAGUAGCCAUACACUCAACCGAGGGCAGAAGAGUAAAAAGAUUAUCUACCUAUCAAGCACCCAAGAUGUCUCAGCCUGAAGCUACACCGCCUAUGUCCCAGAUGGUGGCCCGGUCGGAGUGCCACUCACGUUCUUCACGCCGUUCGUCCACCAGCCAAGCUGCAGCACGAGCCCGAGCAGACGCGGAAGCUGCCCGCACCAGAGCAAGGUACGCCAAACGCCAGAUUGACAUGGAGGUUGAGAAUGCGCGCAUCGAGGCAACGCUAAAAGCUCUGAAGAAGGAGGGUGAGGCUGAAGCAGCACUUGCUGCAGCACAUGUCCUGGAAGCGGCAGCAGACGAGGAGCACCACGCCAUCGACCUCACUGAGCAAGGCAUCUCCCCUAAGAUGCCUCCUUCCAUCAGACGUGCUCAAGACUAUGUGAAGGCUCACUUCGCCGACUUCAGUUCGCUAGUGAAACAAGAAGAAAAGCCCGACACAGGACAACUGGUCAGUCAUAACGACUCUCACCAUCUACAACAGAGCCAAACACCAGUCGCUACCUCUCCAGGUGAACAUCUCAUUGAUUUUGUAGACCGGGAGCAGCUGAAGUUCCCCCCUACACACAUAAAAAUGGACAUUCCACCUCAGCCUAGACCUUCAGCGACUCCACAGACUGAGCUGCCGGAUCUAGCAGCCUACCUAGCACGCCGUGAUCUACUGACAGCGGGAUUCAAGGUAUUCCCGCUGUCAGUAGACCGCCCUGAGUUCUACUUGUCCUGGAAGUCCAUCUUCUGCAACGCCAUAGAAGGCCUCAACCUCAAGCCCAGCGAACGAUAGUUGAAAAGCUCCCUUACGGACUCCAAGAGUCAUGGGUAAAACAAGGGACAAAAUACAAAAGAGACAAUGGUGCAGUUUACCCACCUUUCUCAUUCUUCGUUCAGUUUGUAAAUAACUAUGCUGAUAUGAAAACAGACCCUAGCUUUAUGUUACAAAGCGCAAACAUAGUAGCUCCAAGAGUUGACAAGACACUGAUA
Messenger RNA from Esox lucius (northern pike), 1198 nucleotides. RefSeq lists its product as uncharacterized. The transcript is spliced from 2 exons. Bases 249 to 1001 code for a protein of 250 amino acids. Lineage: Eukaryota; Metazoa; Chordata; Actinopteri; Esociformes; Esocidae. The record is from RefSeq and is a predicted model, not a curated record.